UCACACGAGGGGGCAGCGCGGCCGCUCGCUCUGCCCCGGCGCCCGCCUGCCUUCCCUCCUCUCGCCGCCUCGCCGCAGCCCGGGCUCCGCCGAGUCAAAGCGCGGAUCAGGUUCCCUGCCUCCAGUAUAAAAAUCGCGGCGAGAAACCUCCGGCGGGAGAGAGAGCCGCGGCGCGGGCGGAGCGUGAGGCGGCGGCCGGCGAGCCCGUCCGUGGGGAAGCGCGGGGACGCGCGGCGGCAGAACCAGCCGCUGCUCACCGGGGACGGUCGCGGCUCGCCCCUUUCAGCUGCGGGAGAAGAGCUUUUUGCCGCCCGAAAAUGCAACAGCAACAACAGCAACGUCGAAUGUUCACAGCUGCCCUCCUGGCACUUAUUUUCAUUCUGGCCACCGUGGGUACCACUGAGGCUGGCAAGAAAGAGAAACCAGAGAAAAAGGCGAAGAAGUCUGACUGUGGGGAAUGGCAGUGGAGCGUCUGUGUGCCUACCAGUGGUGACUGUGGCCUGGGGACGCGUGAGGGCACUCGCACUGGCGCCGAGUGCAAACAAACCACCAAGACUCAGAAGUGUAAGAUUCCCUGCAACUGGAAGAAGCAAUUUGGAGCGGAGUGCAAAUACCAGUUCCAGGCCUGGGGAGAAUGUGACUUGAACACGGCCUUGAAGACUCGAACUGGGAACCUAAAGAGAGCCCUGCAUAACGCUGACUGCCAGAAGACUGUCACAAUCUCAAAGCCCUGUGGGAAGCUUACCAAACCCAAACCUCAAGAAUCCAAGAAGAAGAAAAAGGAAGGCAAGAAACAAGAAAAGAUGCUGGAUUAAUGGAGUCAACUUGGGCAAUGUGAGAAAGGGACAUCAGCAAACAUGAUCAGUUAACAGUUUCAUUUAUACUUAGGCAUUUUAUCCUAAAAUUAUUUAUAGCUUAAUGGUACCAUAGAAGAAAAAAAGCAAACACAGAAAAAAAAAAUCCUUUUUUUUUUAUUACUUUAGUAUUUUUAAUGUAUAACCCUAACAACAAUUUUUAGAGGCCUGUAAUAAAGGACUCCAAACUCAUUUAGAAAAUUAUGUCUAUUGUAUAUUGAACAAUAUAGGGGUUUUUAAAAUUUUUUUUUUGUCAAGUCUUGCCAUAGGUCUCAAUCUGGUAAUUAGUCCAUGCAAGCAGAACCUGAGCCUGUGUGGAGCUCUGCUGAAGCCAGUGGUACCCUGUGUGAACAUAGCACUCUGGCUGGAUGCAUUUAUAUUUAAGAUUGGGACCUUAUAUCUGAAAAAUUGAGGCCUGCUUCUUAAUUUCUGAUCACAUCUGCAUAACUGUAUGAAAUCGAAUGUUUAAGGAAAGGAUGGGGGCAUUUUGUGUGGGUAUUUACAAGUAUGGAUUUUUCUUGGAUGUGUGCUUAAUGUUCAUUUCAAAAUGUCACCAUCUACAGGUAAAAACCAGUAACACUCCUUUCCUUAACCAUAUUUUGAACAUUGGCAGUAAAUCUAAAAUCUUUCCACAAUUGGACAUAAAAGAGUCCUAAUUUUUCAUGGUCGUCUAGCAAUGAUUUUUCAAAGUGGAAUGAUGACAAAACUUUCCACUUUUCAGCAUAUCAGUGUUGGUGGAUGGUAGUGUCCUCCAUUUUACCUAUAAAAGCUGAAAAAUGCUGUAUUUUAUUUGUUCAUUUUGAUAGAAGGGAGAAAAUCCUUUUUAUAAAAGAUCUAGUUGAAAUUGUUGUGAUUCUGCCUGACCCAGCUCCCUUUUGUAUCAGUGGCAAUAUUCCUGUUGAUUUUAAUUAUAGCUGGUUAAAAAAUAGUAUGUCUGGUGGGAAAUAAAAGGAGAAAUGUUUGGAAACCACCAGACGUAGUUCAUAUUUUUGACCAAAAAAGGGACAAUUUGUGGGACCUGAAACCAAUAGGAAUGAAAUUAUUUUUGGUUUAUCUUUUAGUAAAACAGAAGGGAAAUAUAAAACCAGUACCUUUUGCUUUCUUCCAUUUUUAUAUAAGCAAAAAGACCUUGGAAAAAGCUCAGUCAACAUAAAAAUAGUUGUGAUUUUUUUUUUAAUAUAGUCUGCAGGGGGGAAAAAAAAGAAAAGUUAUAACCAGCUGCUUUUUAGUUUGCUCAUUUUUAAUGUAAUUUAAAUGAUUCUGAGUCCUGAGAGAAGUCACAAGGUAUAAAAAAGAUCUGACAAAUGGCUGGUCUGUCUCAAGGCAGAGGGUUGUUUAACAACCUGAAAACAAGCAGACCAAAAUUUUUAGAGGAAACAUAAGGGAUUUCAGUGCCCAAAUUAAGUUCAAAAUCAUUGCUUCUGAAUUCUAAAUCUUAAAGUUCAACAGCAAGAAAUAAGCUUUGCCACUUGUGCAGGCUGGAGGCUUGCCUGCUGGUCAAGAGGAAUAGCCUCCUUUGUACUCUCCUGCAUGGUACCCACUGACUUCAGUGAAGCUGCAGCAGGUUGUGUUCAUCUGAGUAAAUCACAUUUCUCUCUUGGGAUUAGCUUGCAGACAAGCAGAGUCUCUUUUUUUUCAUACUAACAUCACUCUCUUUUCUAUGCAAAAAGAAAUUGUAACAGUUGCAGAGCUUGCCCUCUAUUUUCUCACCUGGAGGGUAUGGCUGAUCUGGACUCACGGUGAGGCAAGUCCUUCUGUUCCCAAACACUCCUGAAGCCAGCUAGCCAAGCCUGCACAUAGCUUAAGGUAGACUAGCCUCACAAUUAUUUCCCAGACUCCUUGGGUGUGUUUUGCAGUCUGUGUUGAUGUUGUUGUUAUUUUGACUAUGCUGUUAGACAUACCUGAGUCCGUGGUAGAGUUAAAAAUGUCCCCCACGUACGGUGGAUGUGCAAUGACCAAAUCUAAAAUCAUAAAUGCUCAUAUUUAGGUGGUUCUGGGUGCUAUUUGGUUUGUUCAUGGUCUAAUCAGGUCUACCUGUGCUUGUGCCUCAGACUUAAACUAAUGGUUUGGUAGGUCUGAUUGAAAGCAAAGGGGGAAAGGAACUUUUUCACUCACCAAAGGUUUGUCUGUCUAAAUGCUGCAUCAGUUCACUUAAAGUGGUUUAGCUUUGAGUGCAAACACUGUUGCACCACUGUCUCACACUGGUUAAUCUAGUCCAUGUUUCAUAGGGAGCUGGCAGGAAAUGGGAAUGAUGCUGAGACCAACACUUUGACUAUCCUUUAGCAAACCUUAGAUGUGACUUCUUAUUUCCAUCUCCGUGAGUAUAAAAAAAAUGAAUUCCCCUGUGUUUCCUCUGGUACCUUAUGGUCCUUUCAUUUAACUGCCCAUCUGGCUUGUUAAAGGAACAUUCCUAAUAGAUUUUGAAGGAAGCCAGUCGAGUUCCUGUGGUGGCAUAGGGCCCUCAGGGAGAGAGUUUACAGAAAACAAGGAAACAAAAUAUAUCAUGUUAGGACCAGAGGAAAAUGCAGCAAAGGGUGUGAAAUAGGAGAACAUUUCUUAUGUACUACUCAGCCACAUACGUUCGGAUCUGUAUUGGCAUUGUAUCGUUGACGGCAAUUGGAGUAAUGGUUACUACAAAAACUUAACUUAAAAUAGACUUAAAAUGAAGAAAAUUUCCAAUAAGCCAGAAGAAAACAUUCAGUGGAAGCUCUAGCUAUUCAGGAGAUGAUAAAGUAAUUCAUGGCGGAACACAGAGGAAGAUUAAGUCAGUCAGGUCAGCUCUAAAAGGAAGUACCCAGUACCUAACAGGAGCCCUUGUUUCACUGGUGACAUUAUCAAGAAAGCAAAAGGCACGAUUCUGAACAAAACCUCUUCCCACCCAUCUUGAGCAGUUUCUACUUCAGUCAUUUUGAAACUUCUCCUUACUUGUUUUCUAAUCUUCUACCCUUCCUGCUUUGGGAGGGCGAACUUGUCUGACAGUGCUGUGGGAGCGGCUACUUCAGAUGAAAAACGUGUUUACCCUCUUGGUGCUAUCCUAUUGCAAUGAAAAAUGACUUAGCAUAGAUGUGCUACUUACCUAGUUUAACUGACAGAAAUAUGUUUCAUGAAUGUCCCUCUCGAGGAGUGGUUUACAUCUUCAUUUGCUACAGCUGUAAUAGAGUACGGGGAGAUGAUAAAAAUCCCCCAAAUGACAGCCUUUUUCUGAGCACUUAAACCUCUUAGAAAAGAGAUGGUGAGUUGCUGAACAUCAGCUAAGGAUGAAUCUGCAUCCAGAGUCUGGGUUCCAGUCAGUUUAAACCUAAAUAUAUUUGGGUAUAUCUCACUUCUGUUUCUCUAAGUAAGCUGAGGCAAUGUGUCUUUCAGUCAGGCCCAUCUAUAUCUUGAUUAAAAGAGUAUUUGAGGAUUGGGACAUUUUCUGACUUAGAUGUGUCUUCUGGCAGAAAUGCCCAUGGUGAAUGAGAAUCAUUGCUUGUCAGCCUGGCCUAUUUAACAGUCUAUUAGGUGCAGCAAAACUUCUGGGCAAGGCUCCAGGAAGGGAAAAUGUUUGUUGUACAUGCAGGUAGGUACUAAAUUGUAAUUUACUGAUUUUCAUCUUCUAUUUCCAUAAUGACAUUCUGGGCUUGAACUAUUUUUCAAAGGAGAAAAGUUAGAAGAAAUUAAAGAAUAACAAUUAUAAAAUGUAUCAACAGGCAGCUUUGGAGACUUGGUCAAGAAGAGACAGAUAGGAAGUCAGGAAAAUUUUAUACAAAACUUCUUUUGCAUGCUCCUUAAGUGCAGAAGGCAGAGCUACUGGUUGGCACGUUUGUUUUUGUGCUUUCCCUGAUUUGUGCCUUAAUGAAAACUAAUCCAAUAUAAAGUGUUGCAGGAAAGUAAAGUCUUACUCCAGCCUCAAAAGAAAGUGUUCAACUGGAGGCAAAGUCAAAAGGAGACAAUAGUAUAUAGGCUAAUGUGAGUGUUGAGGAUGGGACAACGACCUGAUUUUCCCUCAGUCUAGGAGCUGCAGCAACAUUAACAAUGUAAACUCACCCCUUUUCUAAAGCAAUAUAUUGGUGAGGUGUACACCAUUUUGAUAUGACACAGCAGGCUUUCAUGUCUCCCAAAUCCUAAUCAGAAGGGGGAGCAGUAUGUCAGUGGGGGUAGGUGUCUUGUAUUCAAUCCAUUUUAAUUCUCAAGGACAGCACUUCUAUGAAGUUGAGGCUGAGUUCUCUCCUUUGCAGACACAGAUUAUACCUGUUGCCUGCCUUCCCACGCCUAUCCAUAAUUUUUGUGGUGGUCAUAGGUUUUCUGUCAAUUCUGCUAAGGAACUCUACCUCUCAGUUGAACUUCUGUGGGUGUUGCUGAUCUUUCCUCAUCCUUGAGACUAUAUUCUCCAUUUCUUCCUGGAUUGUUGCAAAACAGCCCCAGGAAGCUCAUACCAUCAAGUUCCUCCAGCUUUGUCCUUCUGAAACUAAAAGACACAGUAGCAACUUGUUAAUCACUAUAUGACAAUGAACAAGGAAGCGUGAUAAUGAGCUAGGGAGUCCCUGGAUUUGCUGGGAGGGUGGAUUGCUGGUAAAACUUUCCUCAUAACUCAACUUGGUCAAGGCUUCCCAGGGAACAGAAACGAUCAAAUGAUCAUCUCAAAAAUUAGAGACAUUGAUGCAGGAGUGUCUGCCUUCAAACAAAAAAACCCCAGAAAACAGAAAAACACCCUAACUAGACAAAUAGUGGCAAGAAGCUGUAUCCUUUACCACUGUCUUCUUUUAUCAUCAAAUUACCAUCAUGCAUAGAGUUUCAGGGAUAGUGAAAGACUUGCCUGAGCAGGUGUAGAGCAUGGAGAGAGCCUCUUCCACCCAUGACUGUUUGCAGUUGGAGAAGAUGUAGGUAGUCUCAUUCAUAGCAGCAUCAAACUUUGCUUUUGGACCAAAACUAAACAAUGCUGAUAUCUGAUAAUUUUCCUAAUGGUCCCUUUCUGCUACUCUUCACAAAUGGCCAUCUGCCUUGUGGCCUCAUCACUCUGAAUGGAGCAAAAAUCUAGGAAAACGUGAGAAUUCAAAUAUUAUUAUCUCAUUGAUGGGGUUGUACAAACCUUUAGCCCUUUCUGCAGUUUGCCAUUUCAAUAUGGGGUGUUAUGGAGUCCCAGAUGUCUAAAGAACUCUUUAAGUAUCUCCUAGCCUUUAAAUCACUUGGCUUUGAGUGAGUUGUGUAUGAAAAAAACCUGUACCUACAGAUUUUACUCCUUUCUUAAAAAAUCCACGAUGACGAACAAAACCUGCAACAAAACCGAAAACAUGUCCAGUGAGUGGAUUUAUUGAUGAGAUAAAACAGAGGCUCACAAGUAUUCCAGUUUCAGCAGGUCACUGAAAGUUAAAGACUGUACAAAACCUUUAACCCUGAAUUCAGUGAUGGAAAGCUAGGAAAAUGGAUAGCCUCUGCAGGACUGUCUUACCCACAGCCAAUUUCAUUCAAUUAAUUUUGCUGUUUGAAUGCCCUCACUCUAAUCUACCUGGCACCAAGACAUUAUUUAAUUUUUCUCAUUAGAUCGUUCAUUGCACUCCCCAUGUUAUAAUUAUGUAGUUCCUCUAGACUUUUACAGCUGAAGGAAAUGGCUGUGAUAGUCCAGAGUGUGUUGUGGUUGCUGAGGUGAUCUGAAGCACAGACAGGCUGCAGCUUAGAGCUAGAAUCCACCUAAUGCAGAUAUCAGCAUCAGAGACAGCAGCUCUCUAAAUACACACACGUGCAUACUGCAUAGAUAAAUAUACAUACACAUAUGGGGAAGCAAAACUCUAGGAAGGUGCAUGCAUAACUCUAAAUGCGAAUCCCAACCAGCGCUGCCACGUUUUCAGGCUGUGGGUGAAAUGAAAGAGCUUUUGUCCUGUGUUGUUAUUUAAGUGAGGAUACACAAGUAGGAUGAAGAGCUAGAUUUCUUCCCACUUGCCAGCACUUCAGUUUACGGAUAGCUGUGUCCAAGGGAAAUGCAAAACACAUGCUAAUGAAAUGGCCAAAAGGACUUACUAUCACAGUGAUGUUCUCUUCUGUCACACCAAGUACAUUGCAAGGGUUUUGUUCAAAGCUUCAAAGUGGAAAAACUGCUUCAGUUAGGUGUGAACAUAAAAACAUAGGCAGAAAAAGUCUUUUGCUCUGCCAAUAAAAACUGAGGAAAAUGGGUAAAAUAAGAUGGAAAACUAAAAGUAAGAGAGAAACCAUCUGAAUUCUUAUAGUUUGAGUGUUAAACUGAAAGGAGAAAUGAAAGUCACAAUAACAAUUUAAAGCCUGAAUCUCAUGUUCAGUGGAUUUCUAAUUCUGUAUAUAUCUAUUAAACCAGUGCUAUAUAUCUUCUCAUGGGUUACUUUCUUUUCCUGUUCCUUUUCCUUUAUUUUCCAGUUUGUAUAUUGAUUUUGUAAGCUAGCAGUGUGUUACCUUUUCAAUUUUUUAAAACUUGUAUGAAAGCCAUAUAUCCAUAUUGUAGAAUGAAAGCAUUAAUCCUGUAACAUCCCUUAAUGUUUCCCUUAGCUCUGUGGGAUUGUGGGGGGCUCUAGCGAAUGUAUAUGUUUACCAAUUGUAUCAGCAUAAUUUACUUGCUCUUAGUGGCGAUAAAGAAUUAAAUAAACUAAUACACAGA
This is a messenger RNA of Corvus hawaiiensis (hawaiian crow), 7455 nucleotides long. It is a transcript of the gene PTN, whose product is annotated as pleiotrophin. The record is from RefSeq and is a predicted model, not a curated record. Bases 318 to 815 code for a protein of 165 amino acids. The transcript is spliced from 5 exons. Lineage: Eukaryota; Metazoa; Chordata; Aves; Passeriformes; Corvidae. Gene Ontology annotation, molecular function: growth factor activity.